GCGAGCGCGCAGCAGGAAAGCCGCCGGGCGCCAUACUGCUUUCGUUCGUUCGGCACAGUACGCGCCCAGCGCCUACGCGGAUCGUCGCGGUGCUCGUCGUCCUCGUUUGUCGUCGCUGGUGGUGUAGUUCUCUUAUUUUUUCAUUUUUUUCACCCUCACGAAUUUUUACGCUAACCCGUGCGUGCUCGCAACAAGGCCGGUCGAACGAGGCAUAGAGAGAUAGAGAGAAAAAAAGUACAUCGUUUCAGUUCGGUUGCAGCCGCUGCCGCCGCUGCUGUCGCUGUUCUUUUCUCGACCGGCUUGCGUGGAGCGUGCGUCUUUCUCGUCGGUGCGAAUACAGUGGUGGAAGAAGAAGCAUACGGGAUUUUACACGCUCGUGAGGACUGGCUGCACGUUUCUCUGUCUGGCUUUGGAGCUGGCCGGCUCUACGCAUCCCGCUAGGCAGUUCAGCAUGAUAUGAUAACAGCGACCGAGGAUAACUCCCCCGCAAGAUGAAGAAUCCUUACGUCCUCGCGUGUUUGCUGCUCGUUGCGCCCGCGGUGCUGUGCCUCACCCUGCAGGAGGACGAUCUGGUGUUCGACGACGUCGGCGAAGAGGGGACCAGCACCGCAGCAACGGUGAUCAGUCGCCGGUACGACGAGCACAAGGCCAACUGGCUCGAGCAGAAGUAUCCCCACGAGGUUAAGAGGCAUCAAUUCGACAAGGUGAACAACGUGCCCCACGUCGUGGUGCCGGUUGGCCACGUGCUUAAGCUUCGCGUCCACAAGGAAGCGUUCACCGGGCCCGAAGAUUACUACGAGUUGUUCGACUCGAGCGGGAACAAGCUACUGCGAUGGCUGUACUGGGACGACGCUGCGUCGACCCUGAUGGGCGUCCCGACGAAGAAGGACGUUGGCAGCCGUCGGCUGAGCGUGAAAGUGGUGCCAAAGGACGACGCCGCCACCACGAAGGACCUGUUCGUCGUGCAAGUGGUCCCCGAGAAGCACGAGGAAUUGAAGCACAGGGACGGAAAGACACACUGCAACGAAGGGGAGGAACAGACGUUGCUGACGAUACUGUUGGACGCAAAGUUCGACAACCUCACGCCGGUCACGCGAGUCAACACCAUCGAGAACCUCGCAGGAUUUCUGGGACUUCACGUGAGCGCAUUUUCGAUGCAUCCGCAAAACGCCAAAGAGAAUUUCAACGCCGAUUCGACGGUGAUCCUUAGCGGGCCCGGGAACGUGAAGCAUCGGAAAGAGAAACAUCUCACGACAGUCCAAUGGCAGGUCGGUUGUGACGGCCAUUUAUGGAGACACCAGACAGAUUUGGUGAAACAUCUGCGAGAACAAGCGAAGGAUGGCACUCUGGCGGAAGUAAUGCAACUUCCGGUCCUGUUAUGGCGCGUUAAAACGGAAUCGAGCCUGUUGCUAAGAAGCAGAAGAGAGAGCGGUUCUGGACACUAUAGUAAUCCGGAUUACGACAGUUACGACGAUUACGAUAUUGAAUACGAUGGUGAAGAUGGCGAGGAUGGUGAGGAUGGCGAGGAUGGAGAGGACGGCGAGGAUGGGGAUGACUCUCAAGUACAGCCAACGUUCAUGCCCGAAACUAAUCCUAGGGAAAAUCUUGCUCCGGAACAUCCUCACAGGCAUCACCAUGGGGAGGAACCUAUCGAUUGGAACACCGAAGAUGACAACGAUGAUCUUAUAAUACCCGAGACUCAUCCAGACAUAAUAGAGAGUGUAUUGAACAGAACUACUACAGACGCCAUGUCGACUACAACAACCACUGAACUUACAUCACCACCAUCAACAACUCCAACAACCACCACCACGACGACUACCUCAACUACUUCGACAACAACAACAACAACAACAACAACUCAACAACCACCCUCGUCAACGGCCACUAGUACUCCUACUAGCACAACAACGAGUACAACAAUAGCAGAUACAACAACAGCAACCAUUAUGCCGACUAUCAUUGUUCCAUCGACCGAGCCACCGGAGAAAUCAGAGAUAACGAUCGAAGAGACAACGAAGAAUACCAGAUACACCGAGACUGAAUCUUUAAAUGUCUCAUCUGUCACUAUACCAGAACUCACCACCAUCCCCCCUUCGGUAAUUGUACCCCAUUCUAGCACCACUACCACCACUACCACUACUGGAACCAUCCCUACCACUGUUGUUGUCGAAAGGACGGAAACGGAUGUGACCAGUGGUACCAUUAAUGUCACUACGGAAGAGCCGACAGAACAGUCGUCUGUGACCUCGACGAAACAACCCAGUACUCUGUUACCUGUCACAGUACCUGCGAACACUACAACCACAACCACAACUACAGCGUUUGUUACAUUCUAUAACACUACGACUACAACACCUAUAAUAACGACACAGAUGAGAACAACGCCAACUACCACCACAACAACCACUACCACCACUACCACUACCACUAUGGCUCCAACCACUGCCAGUACAACCACCACCACGACCACUACCACUCCAGCACCGACCAGCGCUGCUACUGAACCAGCUAGAGUUAUCACGGAAACCGAGUAUGAAGUUCACAACUUUGCACCUAGACAAGAUAGAAGAUUGAAGAAAAUACCUGUCACAGCUGGAAAACCGUUGAGCUAUGUCAUACCUGCCAACACGUUCAGUGAUAUGGAAGAUGGAGAUACCAGGAAUUUGAAACUAAGUUUAUAUCUACAAGGGGCACCGUUAAAACCCACCCACUGGUUGCAAUUUAAUCAAAAAACGCAAGAAGUUUAUGGAUUGCCACUGGAGAACGAUAUUUCUACUUGGACCUAUGAAUUGGUAGCUGCCGAUAGCGAGGGAUUAAAUGUGACAGAUCGACUUGAUAUUCACGUACAACAGCACAAGCUUAGUCGUACUGUAAAUCAUGAAUUUAGUAUAUAUUUAAGGAUCGAUAAACGAACUGAAUUUCCUACAGACGUAGACUGGGAGCUAAAGGUAAUUCGAAGCAUAGCCGAAUUGUAUGAUGAUAGCGAUACCAGACAUAUUACUGUUAGAUCAGUCGAUAUCGAUCGCGAUCAAGCGAUUUUCACUUGGACCAACGAUAGUUUGCCUAGAAGCAGCGAUUGUCCUAAAGAUUAUAUCAACGAUUUAUUACAUGUUCUGAUUGAUAGAAAUGGUGAUCCUAGUUCUUUGCUGAGAAAUGUUCUUCUCCCUGAAAUCAGAGUGAAACGAGUAGUUUAUCAAGGCAUUGGACAAUGCGAAGAUAUGACCCGUCCAGAAGUGCCAAAAGUUUCCACGCAGGAGCCUAAAUCAAAUUUCCCGCCACUACCAAGAAAUCAGGUGGAUCUUGUCAAUGCCACUGUUGGUCAAUUACUUGUAUUUAAAGUACCAGAGGAUACUUUUUACGAUGCAGAAGAUGGUUCCGCAAGAAACAUGAAAAUGUCUCUGCUAACUAUUGAACGCAAACCUAUUCCGCUACACGAGUGGUUGCAAUUUGAUAGUAAAAAUCAAGAAUUUUAUGGAGUACCAAUGCGUAGUGAUGUUGGACGUAAAGAAUAUCAAUUAGUAGUUACUGACAAAGAAGGCGCGAGCGCCACCGACGGCCUAGUGGUUGUGGUUCAUUCUGCUCCUUUCAUGCAACACACAGUAGAAUUUUCCAUGACAUUGGAUAUCCCAUAUGAAUCAUUUGCACAUUCUGCUCUUCAAAAGCGUAAUUUUAUUGAAAAGUUACGAGAUUUGUACCAAGAUAAAGAUACUAAUGCAAUUUCAUUGCAUAGCAUAUCAAAUGGUAGCACAGUAAUCACGUGGCACAAUAGAACUUUGCCUACCUCGUAUUGCGCGCACGAAGAAGUUAGCAGAUUACGUUCAGUACUUGUUAAGAGUGAUAAUGAUCGUCGAUCCGUCACAGAUGAAGUCCUUGAGAUCAUGGGCUUAAAAUUCCCUGUUAAACAAAUCACUGUGAUUCCUAUGGGCAUUUGUCUUGGUGAAUUAACAGACGUUCAUUCGCGUGACAAUCAUGUUCCACCAGUGGACGAUUCCACUUCAGUUGGGGCAUUCCACGAUGAUUAUCUUAUCACAUUCGUCCUGCCAGCUAUAAUAAUCGCCAUAAUGCUCAUCUUAGCAGGUAUCAUUGCAUGCGUAUUUUAUAGACGAAGGCGUAGUGGGAAAAUGAGUGUCAGCGAACAAGAUGACGAAAGACAAAGUUUCCGUAGCAAGGGAAUACCGGUUAUUUUCCAAGAUGAAUUGGAUGAAAAACCAGAUCCUGGUAACAAGUCUCCUGUAAUUUUAAAAGAAGAGAAACCACCGUUACCACCCCCUGAAUAUCAAAAAGCUGAAGACGGUGCAGAUGUACCAAUGUUGCCAAAGGAGAAUUCCGAGGAACCGUAUCAACCACCUCCACCAUUCGCUACAAAUCGCGAUACUAACCGUCAGAAUCGUCCUAAACCUACUCCUACGUACAGGAAACCACCUCCAUACGUACCUCCCUAACAAAAUACGGUUCACUCGCCUACGCGCAAAUAUAUGUUAGCGAUGCUCGGAGACUCCCCAAUUCACGCGCAAAACCAAACCAACUAUCAGAAGAAAUCUCAGUUUGCCGGUAAAAUCGACAACUGCGGAUCUCUGAACGUAUACAACAAUCUUAAGUAAAAAAGAAAAAAAA
This is a messenger RNA of Apis florea (little honeybee), 4617 nucleotides long. RefSeq lists its product as uncharacterized. Gene Ontology annotation, biological process: morphogenesis of an epithelium; axon guidance; muscle attachment. Gene Ontology annotation, cellular component: sarcolemma; dystroglycan complex; dystrophin-associated glycoprotein complex. Lineage: Eukaryota; Metazoa; Arthropoda; Insecta; Hymenoptera; Apidae. The record is from RefSeq and is a predicted model, not a curated record. Gene Ontology annotation, molecular function: laminin binding; calcium ion binding.